This is a messenger RNA of Dicentrarchus labrax (European seabass), 1511 nucleotides long. RefSeq names its product phytanoyl-CoA hydroxylase-interacting protein-like. The record is from RefSeq and is a predicted model, not a curated record. Gene Ontology annotation, cellular component: cytoplasm. The coding region runs from base 123 to 1244 and encodes 373 amino acids. Lineage: Eukaryota; Metazoa; Chordata; Actinopteri; Moronidae. The transcript has 6 exons. Gene Ontology annotation, molecular function: protein binding.
UUGAAAACAAACUGAAGCUUCACAUUCAGCUUUUAACUGAUGGGUUUCCAUCUUGUUUUUGACUCUGUUUUGCUGACGUCGUCGUCGCUGGGAUUUACUGGUUUUUCUGUUUGGAUAUAAACAUGAUGGAGCCUCCUCACAGCAGCCUGAACAGUCUGAGUGUGGAGCUGAAGAGUCUGCAGCUGUGUGACAGGGAAGGCACAGAGUCUGCAGACAGCAGCAUGGGGGACGUGGACAACCUGCCAGUUCCUCAGCAGAUCCGGAUCAGUAACAUCACCUGUGAUUCUUUCAAAAUCAGCUGGGACGUAGACCACAGGGGCCGAGAGAGGAUCACACACUACUUCCUCGACCUCAACAAGAAGGAGAACAACAACUCCAACAAGUUCAAACAUAAGGACGUACCGACGAAGCUGGUGGCGAAGGUGGUUCCCCUGCCGAUGACGGUGAGAGGUCAUUGGUUCCUGAGUCCUCGCACAGAGUACACCGUGGCCGUCCAGACUGCUGCCAAGCAGCCGGACGGAGACUACGCGGUCUCUCAGUGGAGCGAGGUCAUCGAGUUCUGCACUGCAGAUUACUCCAGCCUCCAUCUGAACCAGCUGCUACAGAAAGCCGAGGCGAUUGCUGGCCGGAUGCUGCCGUUUACCGUCUUCUAUAGAAACCAACAGCAGGAGUACUUCCAACAGGCCAGCCCUUCCUAUCGCUCCAGAGAUGCUCAGUGCCACCAGAUGCUGCCGGCAGUCAAAGACAACAGCGGCAGCCUCGGGUCCCCCAUCAGCGGCAAACUGGAGGGGGUCUUCUUCAGCUGUAACACAGAGUUCAACACAGGAAACCCCCCCCAGGACUCCCCAUAUGGACCCUACCGCUUCCAGAUCCAAGCCGAGGUCCUCUUCAACCAGAACACCAACAUCUACUUUGGGGAUUUCUACUGCAUGUACACAUCCUACCACUACGUCAUCCUGGUCCUGGCUCCUGGCGGCACCAAAGGAGACGUCUUCUGUAAAGGGAGGCUGCCGGCGCUGGACAGAUCCAACAACUGCUUCCUGAGCUGCACCGAGGAGGACGACGGCUCGCUGUCUUUUCGUCACGCUCAGGACGUAAUCUUGGAGGUGAUCUACACUGAGUCGGUGGAUAUGUCUUUAGGGACGGUGGCACGGAUCAGCGGGCAGCAGCUCGUGAGUCAGUCCACCGUCAACGCCAAGAAAGACCCCAGCUGUAAGAUCUGCAACAUCAGCGUGGGGCGUUAGCCAGAUGUUUGGAUGAUCAGCUAACCUGUUAAUAACUGACCUGGUGGUUAUUGUAGCUACUAAUGCUAUUAAUGAGCUACUUACUAAAUUUACCACCCACUCGCUGUAGAACCACUGGCUUACUAAGUGCUAGCAGGGCCUGGGUAUCUAGCAGGUAUUUAACCAAAUACUAAAUCUACUUUUUUAAUAUGCGCGAGCCCCAGUGCCUGAAUUGGAGCAACAAAGGUGCCAGUACCCUCAAUGCAAUCCCUACCCCUAACCCCAACC